Messenger RNA from Sodiomyces alkalinus F11, 1083 nucleotides. RefSeq lists its product as hypothetical. The transcript has 4 exons. Lineage: Eukaryota; Fungi; Ascomycota; Sordariomycetes; Glomerellales; Plectosphaerellaceae. The record is from RefSeq and is a predicted model, not a curated record. The coding region runs from base 1 to 1083 and encodes 360 amino acids.
AUGUCGUCCGCCGUCGCGCGGUUCUCCCGCAAGGUAUACAACCCCAUCGGCUUCAAGCGAGGCUACAACUUCUUCCUCUGGUUCAUCACCUGCGGCGCCCUCCUGGGCUUCUCGCUGGCCCGCAUGCCCGUCCUCAACUUCAGCGGCUACUGCGACGCCAUGCAGGCCAACAGCAUCCCCGGCGAGUGCUACUGGUUCCAGCCGGGCAGGAUCGGCCGCGUCGGCAUCAUCCUGCACCUCGGCACCAUCCUGCCCGCCGGCAUCCUCGUCGUCUUGCAGUUCACCCCGUACAUCCGCCACAAGCUCAUCCUCUUGCACCGCAUCAACGGUUACGUCGUCAUCCUCCUCGCCGUCGUCAGCAUGGUCGGCGUCCUCAUGAUGACCCGUCGCACGUUUGGCGGCGGCCUGAGCUUCCAGAUCACCAGUGGCUUGAGCACCCUGAUGUUCCUCUUUUCCAUGCUCAUCGCCUAUAUCAACAUCAAGAGGUUGCAGAUCGAGCAGCAUCGUGCCUGGAUGAUCCGCGCCUGGGUUUAUGCCGGCUUCAUCAUCACCAUGCGCAUCCUGAGCAUGAUUGCCGGCCCCAUCUCCCUCAACGGCGACGACCCGACCUACCAGGUCUCGCAGCCCUGCUACAUCAUCGACUUCAUGAAAGGCGGCAACCGGGACUGGGUACUGAGCCUCUACCCGGCGUGCGCCGACUUCUACUCCGGCGUCGACCCGGAGCUUCACGUCGCCGUCAUGGCCAACUUGGACGGCGAGUCUCUCAGCCAGAUUGCCGCCGGGUUUACCACCGUCUACAGUGGCGUCAGCUGGUUUGCCCUUGCCAUCCAUGCCAUUUUGGCCGAGCUUUAUCUUCAUCUCACUCCCAAGGAGCAUGAGCGUCUCCGAUGCGUCUCGUACCAGCGCCAACUCGAAGCCGGUUUCAAGAACCCCGGAAAUGCAGGCCUUACCGUCCAGCGCCUGGGCGACGCCGACCCCUGGCUGCCUCCGCACGAGCGCCCUGGCGCCGCCUCGAACGAGAAGCCCCAGGAACAGAGCUCGCCGGUUCCUUCUUCCGGUGCUUCGUACCCGGACCGCAUCUGA